This is a messenger RNA of Centruroides sculpturatus (bark scorpion), 843 nucleotides long. RefSeq names its product gastrula zinc finger protein XlCGF49.1-like. The coding region runs from base 1 to 699 and encodes 232 amino acids. NCBI's taxonomy places the organism in Eukaryota, Metazoa, Arthropoda, Arachnida, Scorpiones, Buthidae. Gene Ontology annotation, cellular component: nucleus. The transcript is spliced from 2 exons. Gene Ontology annotation, molecular function: RNA polymerase II cis-regulatory region sequence-specific DNA binding; DNA-binding transcription activator activity, RNA polymerase II-specific. Gene Ontology annotation, biological process: regulation of transcription by RNA polymerase II. The record is from RefSeq and is a predicted model, not a curated record.
AUGGCGGAAAAUGUAGCGAAAACGAUGAGGAAACAAAUACAUUUGGAAUUCUUCGUCGAAGAAGUAAGAAAAUACAGAUGUCUGUACGACAAAAAAUAUAAAAGGAACCGAAACAUAUUUUCAUGUAAACACUGUGAGAAGAACUUUACAUCUAAAAAAAACUUGCAACGUCAUGAAAGAAUAUAUAGAGGAGAAAGGCCUUACACUUGUGAUCAAUGUGAACAGAAGUUUUCACGGAAGGAGCACUUAAUUACACAUUUUCGCACGCAUACUGGAGAAAAACCUUACACUUGUGACGAGUGUGAAAAAAAGUUUUCUGAAAAAGGAAGCAUAAUUAAACAUCUUCGCACGCAUACUGGAGAAAAACCUUACACUUGUGACGAGUGUGAAAAAAAGUUUUCUGAAAAAGGAAGCUUAAUUACACAUCUUCGCACGCAUACAGGAGAAAAGCCUUACACUUGUGACGAGUGUGAAAAAAAGUUUUCUGUAAAAGGAAGCUUAAUUACACAUCUUCGCACGCAUACUGGAGAAAAGCCUUACACUUGUGACGAAUGUAAACAGAACUUUUCACAGAAGCAGCACUUAAUUAGACAUCUUCGCACGCAUACAGCAGAAAAGCCUUGCACUUGUGACGAGUGUAAACAGAAGUUUUCUGUAAAAGGAAACUUAAUUAGACACCUUCGUAUUCACAACGGAUAAAAACUGAAUGAAUGACAAUUGUGUCUAAAGAAAUUCAUUCUGAAUACGGACCUGAAUAAACAUUACAAGAUUCACAAUUAGAAACAAUUUUGCUUCGAAACUUAUAAUUUUUAUUUAUGUAUAAUAUUCAAAAGAUUUAAGUAA